UCGGUCGCCUGUUAUCCCCGUCUCUCUCACCCUCGUCCAGAGCAAAUGCUCGCUCACUUAUAGCUUCGCGAUCGUGUCAUUAGCUAAUUGAGCAUCAGUAAAACCACACUUUGUGCCUAUAAGGAGAAAAUGGGGAAAAAAAUACUGCAUUGGUAUUAGAAUAUCUGUAAAACUGUUAGAAAGUGUUAACAAAUGAUCAUUUAUCUAAAAUUUAAAUAAACGAAGGGACAAAAUAAAUAUUUAAGGGAAAAGUCCUAUUUACUGAUUUGAACAAUUGAAGAACGAUAUAUUUCAGCAGUGUGAAUUAAAAAUGAAAAAGUGUUAUAAUAAAUUUAUAAAAUAAAAUGAACAGAUAUGCAGUGUAAUAGUUUACUCAACAAAAUGACAAGUAUUACUGAAAAUAAAUGACAACAGAUUUAAGCUAAUUUUUUACUCUCUAAAAGAUGUAAAUAGAUUAGGGAAGCAGGAAAGCUAGGCAUAUUUUAGCUAGCUACAUGAGGGCUCAAGUCUAUGAAGGCUUCGUUGGAGGUGGAUAACGCAGCCAGACUGCCAGAUCCUGUAAUCCACCUCGUACCAGAAGCGAGUGAUUACACUCCAAUCCAUGGCGUGUAACUCACUUCCGAUUGAAUGCACUCUGACCCACAUUCAGCGCCCAACCCCGUGACCCACCUCAAGAACCCGAACCCUGGGUCCCAGCUCCAGUGCCACAGUGCCAAACAUUGUGACCUCCUCCAAGUGGAAGGAAUAGCGAGAUGCCCCGCGUGACCUCUCUCCGGAGAGUCAGUUUUCUCCUCUACGCGAUCACUCUCAGUGUAAAAGUGUUGGUGGUGCUGAGUGACGAACAGGAAUACCGCCUCACCCGCUACCUCAUGGCCAACUACGAUGCCUCGGUGCGACCAGCGAGGAACUCCUCCGAGGCACUAUCCGUCAUCUUCGGCCUCUCCCUUCACAGCAUAAUUGACGUGGAUGAGAAGAACCAGAUCCUGACUACUAACUGCUGGCUGACGCAGAUUUGGCAUGAUGCUCAUCUCACCUGGAACGCUUCCGACUUCGGAGGCAUCCAGGUCAUCAGAGUUCCUUUCCAGAGGGUCUGGAAACCGGAUAUUAUACUUUAUAACAAUGCAGACUCCCAGUACUCUGCGGCCACUAUCAACACCAAUGUCAUUGUGACCUCGGGCGGAGAGGUGACCUGGCUCUCCCACGGGAUCUAUCGCUCGUCUUGCGACAUGAACGUCGAAUACUUCCCCUUUGACAUUCAGUCCUGCAAGAUGAUGUGGGCUUCUUGGACUUACGACGGGUAUCAGCUUGACCUGAACAAGCAGAUGGACGAGGGAGACAUGUCUAACUACAAGUCCAACGGAGAGUUCGACCUGGUAGAGUUCACGGCGGCCAAGAACACUACUUUCUACUCCUGCUGUCCGGAGCCUUACCCUGAUAUUACCUACACUAUAAAACUCAGGCGUCGACCCAUGUUUUAUGUCUUCAACCUCAUCCUGCCCUGCGUCCUCAUCAACGGCAUUGCGCUGCUGGUGUUCUACGUCCCCAGUGAGUCAGGGGAGAAGGUGACUCUGGGUAUCUCUGCGCUUCUCUCCAUGACAGUCUUUCUCAUGACCAUCCGGGAGUCGCUGCCCCCUACAGAGAAGACACCUCUUAUAAGCAUGUAUUACGGGGUUACCAUCUGCCUGGUGAGCUUCGCUUCGGGCAUGUCAGUGGUGACCCUGAAUAUCCACCACCGAGGAGUGAGAGGGACAGAGGUGCCUCGCCUGGUGAAGAUGGUGGUGUUAGGAUGGCUAUCCAAGCUAGUCUUCCUCCACUUCGAGCCUUCAGAGGGACCAAUAGAUGACAAAAACAUUCAUCUCAACGAUCUGAGGCCUGAACGCAGCAACAGGAUGGACUCCAUCAGCGCCGAGAAACUCCACAUGACCGACCUGGAUAACGUGGACCACUUUAGCGUAUCACCGAGGUUCAACCCCAGAAGACACGUCACCCCCAAUAAUGAUCCAACGCCCACAGCGACCCUCACAGCAACACAAACCUCAGACUUCGAGAGUCAGUUCAUGCGAGUACUCAACAAGGUGUACCACACCAUAGAGAAGAAUGAAAUGAGACUCGGGGAGCAGGAUAGGAAAGAAGCCACGCGUGUCGAAUGGCAGCAGGUGGCGCUGGUGUUCGACCGUGUCCUGCUCGCCUGCUUCCUGCUCUCUACUGUCAUCGCUACCACCACCAUCCUCUUCUCGUCGCCACACGGACCUUGACGUCACCUCAGCGCCCUCUUCAGCCGGAGUAGCGAGACACCUGUCCCUUCACACAAGGACUAGCGGUUCGCGAUAAUGCCCAAAGGAUGUGUUUACUGUACUGAGAGAUUAUCUGUUACUUCCUUUGUUCAUGUUUGGUUUCAGCGUGUCGCAGCGGGUUCAUGCAACACGCUACUGGGGCUCCAGCAACGAGCUGGAGAUAUUGAAGCAAGUCAUGCAACUUGUAAUCCGUUGUAGCAGUGGACUGGCCCAAGGAGGUGUGUUUAUCUGUCCUCUCCUGACUGUGCUUCCACGAGUGAAGAUAAAUGUUCCUCGACGACGGCCUCCACAGAAGUGUGGAUCGUGGGUUGUUUGGCAGUGAUUAAAGGCGCAACUUGAAGUCGUGAUCUCUUACUUGGAAUACAAGUUUAGCGUACAUGAAAGCCCUUUCAUACACUAUCACUGCUUCAUAUAAGUUCACCCCCCCGCCCUCCAUACAACCUUUUUCCUUUCCAAACCCUGGUUUCAUAUACCUUGGCCCCUAGGUAUACUUUGGCCCUUUCAUACACACUGGCUUCCUUUUUUAUACACUGGCCCUCUACAUACACCUUGGCCCGUUUUAUACUCCUUGGCCCUUCCAUGGACUCUGACCACAUAUAUUUAACAAAGCCAUUUCCCAUAUGUACGAGAACCUAACAACGGAACAUGAUGAGUGGAAAGUUGUUGAUCACCAUAACCCAUUAUAUUAUUACAACUAAUGAUAUAUCUCUCCAUUUUACCCCUCUUACAGCUGCGAGAUGUUCACCGUUAUAACGAUGAAAUCAUGUGAUAUAUUGACAUACUGAAGACCAUGAGACAAUAAUUAAUUACAGAAAAUGUUGAAAUAUGCAUUGUAUGUACGCAUGAAAGAUUCUCGAUAGCAUACUAGCGUUUCCUGCACCGUUAACUGAACGAGCUUGCUGCUCGAAGUUACAGUGAAUAAAUAUACCCUUGAGUGUGUUAUAUUUAUACAGCAAUCAACUCAUCAACUCAUUUUGUUGAUGAUUUAAAUUUCUUAAACUUCGUGACUGAGAAUAUGUUAUCAGAUUGUUUGAAGAGAAUUUGAAAAUAAUGACAUUUAUAUAAGACAAAUUGGCUCUUACGAAGGAGCUCCAAUAUAUCUGAAGUAUAGAAGAUAUUACUUCAAAUUUUCUUAUAAGUUAGCGUUCAUGUUAAUAUAAUUUGUAUUAAUUUUUACCAAUUAAUUUUUCCCAUAAUUCUCACACUUUAUUUCCUAAUCAUAAUAUAUCAUUAUUUUUAAAUAUCUGCAUUUCUUUAAUGUGACUUUAUUACUUUAUGUUCAAGAGUUGGUUACUAUAUUACUUUGUGUUCAACAUUACUAAUAUUUCGUAAACCAUUUAACCUACCCAGAUUAGCCCGUAUCCCAGACCAUUUCCCUUCAUAUUUGAAUUAGGCAAGCCGCUAACGUCUGAUCUGCAACGUUGGAAGAACAGACAUCUAUACCAUAAGAAAGAAUGACUGUCUGUAAACAGGUGGAAUACACACAUAUAAGCAAUUGUUUAAGCCCCUCUCACUUCUCCGUUACCAUCGUUAGGUAAGCACUGUUAAGGAAGAACGGAGGAACAAAUGCUCAGUUUGCAAACAUACAAACAAUCAUUCAUCACUCAGCAGGGAGCAGCACCCACAUGCUUCAGCAGACAUAUAAUCCUCUCUCAUCUCCACACAGUUAGGCAGAGGAAAUAAAGGAAUGUUCAGGGGAGCCGGUCGGCCGAGCGGACAGCACACUGGACUUGUGAUCCUGUGGUCCUGGGUU
This is a messenger RNA of Procambarus clarkii (red swamp crayfish), 4047 nucleotides long. Its product is annotated as neuronal acetylcholine receptor subunit alpha-7. The record is from RefSeq and is a predicted model, not a curated record. Gene Ontology annotation, biological process: chemical synaptic transmission; monoatomic ion transmembrane transport; signal transduction. Gene Ontology annotation, cellular component: synapse; plasma membrane; postsynaptic membrane. Lineage: Eukaryota; Metazoa; Arthropoda; Malacostraca; Decapoda; Cambaridae. Gene Ontology annotation, molecular function: transmembrane signaling receptor activity; acetylcholine-gated monoatomic cation-selective channel activity.